GCACCAGGCAUUGCCAGCUCAAGGUCCAAUUUCUCCUUCCGUCCCUAGUCUGCUAGUUGUCAGACCCCGGAAGAGCUCACAGAAUGCUGAUCUACGUAUUUAAAAUGGUUGCAGGAAUGGCUAUUUCUCUCAGAAAGGCGUCUGUAAAUUUUCUGCCUUAGGUGAUGUUUGUGUUGUAAACAUAGAGAGUGAUGCUGGAGCUCAUAAAUGAGCUCGCAAGCUUCGGACUCCGCUUUGGAGCCAUUGGAUUGUAGGGGCCGGACAGUUCUGGAUGUAGCAGUUUUGCUGCCUCUGGCUAGCGUGAGAAAUACCAACGGCAGGACCAUCUCAGAUCUUUGUUAUGGCAACUCAGGCAAGAAGCUGUUGAAUUAGAACCAUUUCCUAUAGAUGAGAAACCAUACAAGCAGUGGUAUUCAAGUGAAUUGCCUUUUCUAUGUAUCCUGGUAGCAAAAUGCAAGACUUUCUCUGGAGAUAUGUGUUAGUAGUGUGGUAUUUAUGAGCCUCCAUUUCUUGUACUACUGCAGUGAACCAACCUUGGAUGUGAAAAUUGCCUUUUGUCAGGGAUUCGAUAAACAAGUGGAUGUGUCAUAUAUUGCCAAACAUUACAACAUGAGCAAAAGCAAAGUUGACAACCAGUUCUACAGUGUGGAAGUGGGAGACUCAACCUUCACAGUUCUCAAGCGCUACCAGAACCUAAAGCCUAUUGGCUCCGGGGCUCAGGGAAUAGUUUGUGCUGCAUAUGACGCUGUCCUUGACAGAAAUGUGGCCAUUAAGAAGCUCAGCAGACCCUUUCAGAACCAAACACAUGCCAAGAGAGCUUACCGGGAGCUGGUCCUCAUGAAGUGUGUGAACCAUAAAAACAUUAUUAGUUUAUUAAAUGUCUUCACACCCCAGAAAACGCUGGAGGAGUUCCAAGAUGUUUACUUAGUAAUGGAACUGAUGGAUGCCAACUUGUGUCAGGUGAUUCAGAUGGAGUUAGACCAUGAGCGAAUGUCUUACCUGCUGUACCAAAUGUUGUGUGGCAUCAAGCACCUUCACUCUGCUGGAAUUAUUCACAGGGACUUAAAACCAAGUAACAUUGUAGUCAAGUCUGAUUGUACAUUGAAAAUCCUAGACUUUGGACUGGCCAGGACAGCAGGCACGAGCUUCAUGAUGACUCCGUAUGUGGUGACACGUUAUUACAGGGCCCCUGAGGUCAUUCUGGGCAUGGGCUACAAGGAGAACGCUAGUACUCAUGAGCACUUUAAAAGAAAAGCCAGCCAAGCCAGGGACUUGUUGUCAAAGAUGCUAGUGAUUGACCCAGCGAAGAGGAUAUCAGUGGACGACGCCUUGCAGCAUCCGUACAUCAAUGUCUGGUAUGACCCUGCCGAAGUGGAGGCGCCCCCACCUCAGAUAUAUGACAAACAAUUGGAUGAAAGAGAACACACCAUUGAAGAGUGGAAAGAACUUAUCUACAAGGAAGUAAUGACUUCCGAAGAGAAGACUAAGAACGGUGUUGUGAAAGGACAGCCUUCUCCUUCAGGUGCAGCAGUGAACAGCAGUGAGAGUCUCCCUCCAUCCUCGUCUGUCAAUGACAUCUCCUCCAUGUCCACCGACCAGACCCUGGCAUCUGACACUGACAGCAGCCUGGAAGCUUCGGCAGGACCCCUGGGUUGUUGCAGGUGACUAGCCGCCUGCCUGCGAAACCCGGCGUUCUUCAGGAGAUGAUGUGAUGGAACACACACACGCAGACACUCACGCACACACACAAAUGCAGACACUCACUGACAAGAAAACAGCAAGGGAGAGAAUCCAAGCCUAAAAUUGAAACAAAUCUUUCAGCCUGCUUCUUCUCCAGAGUUCUGUAAUGCAGCUAAGCCAAAUGUCUAUUUAACUUCUAGUUGCUCUUGCUUUGGUCUUCUUCCAAUGAUGCUUACUACAGAAAGCAAAUCAAACACAAUUAGAGAAGUCUUUUCCAUAAAGUGUAAUUUUAAUGGCUGCAAAACCAGCGAUCUGUAAUUGCCCUUUCAAAUGGCAUGACAAGGUGUGCAGUGGCCCCGUCCAGCAUGUGUGUGUCUCUAUCUUGCAUCUACCUGCUCCUUUUGGCCUAGUCAGAUGGAUGUAGAUACAGACCCGCAUGUGUCUGUAUUCACACAGCACUACUUACUUAGAGAUGCUACUGUCAGUGUCCUCAGGGCUCUACCGAGACAUCACGCACUGGGGUACCACAUGGUCCAUUUCAUGUGAUCUAUUACUCUGACUUAAACCCAUCUGUAAUAUAUUGCCAGUAUAUAAGCUAUUUAGUUUGUUAAUUGAUUAAGCUGUAUGUCUUAUAAGAAAACAUGUAAGGGGGGAGUACGGGGGAAGUGAGCUCUCUUGGACCCUUGGAGAUGUAGCUUCCAAACUUGAACUGAUUAAAUGGCACCUGUAUACCGAUUUGUAGAAGGAACAUAUGUGAUGCUUAUGAACAGUGCGGGGUGGGAGGGGAUACCAGUUUCCAGGUACUACAUGGUUUGACCUUUAGAAGGUAGGAAUGCAAGCUGAGGGUCUUUUCUCUGGUAGCGAGUGGGUAGGAGAGACUAGAGACUAGGGUUGUGCUGUGAAGGAAGACUUAAAGAUAAUUACCCAGACACUAGGAGACACUGGCAUGCAUAUUUUAGAAAGGAGACCCCACUUGUCAUUUACACAUUUUAUGUCACAACUGGACAGAGUGGCAGGUGGUGAGGCAGGGUUACGUGUUCACAUCUGAUGGUGAGGACCCCUCCCUGAAACGGAGGGAACAGUCUCCACAUGAUAUUCUUAACCGAAGGCGAGCAUACCCAGGCGAUUUUCAGACUGUGGGCUGUGUUUUCAUGAGUGUGCUACUUUCUAGGUUUAGAACUUGCCAAGGUUUUAUUUUGAGACGAAGCAUUACUUCCCUCUUCUGGAAUUAAAAA
This is a messenger RNA of Vicugna pacos (alpaca), 2915 nucleotides long. The record is from RefSeq and is a predicted model, not a curated record. Lineage: Eukaryota; Metazoa; Chordata; Mammalia; Artiodactyla; Camelidae.